Molecule: messenger RNA, 2301 nt
Organism: Amoebophrya sp. A120
Lineage: Eukaryota; Dinophyceae; Syndiniales; Amoebophryaceae
Source: the annotation of a GenBank genome assembly
UGAUCGUCGACGUGGCGAAUUUCGUCGAGACGCCGACGUUUCGGAAUGCCGGCAAUAGCCAAAAGCAGCUCCUCGCGCGGAACUUUUACCGGGCUGUGCAAGCCCGAUGGGGCGAAAGCGCGCACGUUACGCUCGUGUGCGGCUCUCAGCGCCGGGAGGGGAUCGAGAAGUUGUUUCUGAAUGUCCCCAACUGCGGCCCCACUGCCCGGCAGACCAACGUGGUCCCGGUGCCCGUGGCGGUCGCGGGGCAGAGCCACCAGCACGGCGGCGAGCGAGUGGACGAGUUGGUUGUGAAGCGGGCGCUGAAGGCGAUGAUGCUGGACCCGGAAAACGCGCACAGGGUGGCGAUCGUGAGCAAUGACCAGUUCCGGGACAUGUUUGCGCGCCCCGCCCUGUCGACCGACACGCGUCUGUACCACAUUUUUCAGGAGGCGAAGAGCGAAGCCUCCGCCAGGCGCACCGCGCAGACGUGGCUGGCGACCAACGCAGAACUGGAGGUGCUGCUGUUCGACCUCCGGCACGAGUUUGAGAUCGACCGGUUUGGGGAGGUCGAGUUUUCCCAAAUCAAUCCCAGCGGGAACAAUUUGCUGAAGUUCUUCUGGAGCCAGAGACACGUGGAGCAGGUCAAAGUAGCCACGGAUCGGAAGAAGUCGGACCGAAUCCUCGAGCUGGAAACGCUGUUGAAGUACGCCAAGCAGGAAGAGGAGGCCGCGAAGAUGGCUCGGCAGCGGAUUGUAUCAAAUGUAAAAAUGUCGGGGUCUGCAAGAUUGCCAGGUUUGUCAUGCAUAUUUUGAAUGAUCCAUGAUCAUGAUGUCUGUGAUGCAUGCCCUAGCAUCACAGAAUUUUAGAGGACUCUGUGAUGCCUCUACCGCAUGAGAAAUACCCUUUCCGCGUAGCAAAAACUGGAGUCCUCUUGCUGGUCACGCAAUACAAUUUUUUUUAGAAUCCAGAGACAGCAUUACAAGUUUAGAAUCUUCCAGACCCAGACAUUUUUGCAAUCCAUAGAUUGUGGACGUGUUGCGUCACGAAGUGCGCCGGUACGACAAGCAAAACGGAGGAUCUUUGGCAGAAGAGGACGGGGGCAUGCUGAGCGCCGGAAGUGCCGCCGCAGCGGCGCAGCCGAGGCAGGUCGUGAUGUCGGCCUCUGUUGACGCAGACAGGAGAGAAAAUGAUAGCAGCGCCCGCCUAGGCAGUAAAGACACGACGUCGACGAAAAGCUUAGGCUUACAACUCCCGCCUUUUGUACCGACAACGCGGCUUCUGUCCCACGAGUCGGUAUCGCCAGUCGUAGACGCCGGCUCCAACUCGCCUGGCCCACGAGCAGCGUCCUCCACUCAUCAACCUGGUGGCCUUACGCCGCCAAACGGAGUUUUCAUUCAGCCCCCCGCGCAAGGAAGCCGAAGCGCUUUCACGUUGUCUGCCGGUCCGGGUUCGGCAAAAGGCUCGUACGGCGCAAAGCUUUCAGCGCCGGCUAGUGUUGGGGUUGGAACAUCAUCGAGCGCCGUUGCUCAAUCCGCAGCAUCAAGUGCUACUUCCGCAAGGGCGCCAGUGGUAGUUCUUCCAGACGGCGCUGCUGCAAAGGGUAGUGCCAGUAGCUCAACAUCUUCUACUGCGAAAGUGAAUUACAAUAUUUUUUCCACUCCCGCCGGGCCAGGUGCUCCGCGCGUGCUUUCCACCACUUCCUCCCUGGUGCCGCUAAGUGCGGCCAGGCCCAAGAAUUCCGCUACCUCCUCCCUGGUGCCGCUAAGUGCGGCCAGGCCCAAGAAGGGCGUCGGUAAACAGGAACUGGAUGAGGAGGAGAGAAGAAGAGCUCAGGAGCUGGCUCCUGGCACCAACGGGGCAGGGCCUAGCGCUUCGUCCAGUUCCUCAGCUUCUGAUAGUGAUGACGACGAUGAUGUUCCUCGGCGACCCCGGCCAAAGAACGGGCUUUCCGAUUUGCGGCCGGCUUCUCGCGGCCUGCACCCGCGGAGCAGUAGCUCCGGGAACUCGAGCAUCAGCAGUCUCGGCGACGGGCCAGGCGAUGACGACCCGAGGCCGCCCCGCGGCGGGGAACGAGCGAGAGUUUUGUCGAACCAAACCCCGGCCGAGGCAAAUACGUGUCUGGUGGCGGGGGAGGUCAUGACAGCAAAGCAAAUGAAGAAAAAAAUGAAAAAGCAAGGAACAGACGAAAGAGGGCGCAGGCUUGGUCCAGCAGGCGAAACGUGGGAUGACGAAGUCUGUUGGGACUGGAAGCACACGGGACGGUGUAAGAGAGGCACGAAGUGUAAAUAUGCGCACCCUGAUCUGCCGGGGCGGGCGUGA